AUGCCUGCCAAACGCGCUCGUACCUCCUCACCGCCUGCUGCGGCUGCAGAGGCAGCACCACUCCCUCCUCCUCAACCUCCCGUCACCGACGCUACCCUCUCCACUCUCCCUCCCCUCCAAACCCGCGCCCUCCAGCUCGCACUCGCCGCUCUUGACCCUCGUAACGCCGAGGUCAUCAAUGCCCACAUCACAGCCCACCAAAAUGCCCCGCUCACCUUCGCCGGGCAUGUCAAGCGCGUCGAAAAUACUUCCAACCAGUACAGCUUUGCGCGGCAGCCAAAUCGCAAUCAGGUCCGCGACGCCGAGUUCGAUAUGAUGGACACGGCCCGUGAGAUGCUGCAGGCGAUAGUGGCGGAGUGCUAUAAGCCGGGAAGAAGUUCGGCGACGAGGCAGAAUGGGAUCAAGGCGAUGUCGGAGAUAGGGGAUCUGUUGUCGGAUUUCGGAUACGGGGACGACAUCGCUACGGUGUUCAUGCCGUGCGAUUUUGGGCCCCUAGUCAGCAAGUUGAUCGAGAUGAUGAUGCGGAGGGGAGAAGACCUUGGGGUGGCGCACGAAGAUGACUUUGGGGAGUUGGUGGAUGCGCUAGGAGGAGGGGACGGGGAAGACCACGAAAACGAUGAUCCAGUGGCCUUGUAG
Molecule: messenger RNA, 636 nt
Organism: Dioszegia hungarica
Lineage: Eukaryota; Fungi; Basidiomycota; Tremellomycetes; Tremellales; Bulleribasidiaceae
Exons: 1
Coding region: 1-636 (211 amino acids)
Source: RefSeq, a predicted model, not a curated record